CUGCGACUGCAAAUGAAAGAGUGAUAAUAAUUAUGUGGGAGUGGCUAUCUACAAAAUGAGUUCUCUCAAAAUUUAAACAAGCAGGUUGGAGUAAAUUUCCUGUAAUUGAAGGUCAAAAUUGUGAAAUUACUCCGACUCCCUAACAGAAUUGCCACAUGGAGUUCGUCCUUUCCCGCCUCUCCAAGUCGUUACGAAGACGGUUAUAAAAGUCCCCGCGCCACCUGCUCCCAUUGAGAUUCUCAGUAUUUUCCAUUAUCACAUUCUCGAGCCUUCUCUACUGAGUUCUGCAAAUCCGAAAUAUCUCCUUAAGAUUCUCGGAAACCGCCAUGGCUACCUCUCUGCGACCGCCAACACUCAUCGCGAUCUUCAUCGCCGUCGCCAUCUCUGCAGCCGCCGGCGCUGACUUGUCUCCGCCGCUUCCAUCUUCAUCGCCGCCGCAGGCAUCUCGUCGCGGAGAAGAGGUUUACACGCCUCCUCUGGUCGCCACCAUUCUGUUCACUCUAGGCUUCCAGGAGCUCUCCACGGCGGCCGUGAAGGCUAACAUCUCCGCCGCGACUCCGAUCACCAUAUUUGCUCCGGCGGAUUCAUCUCUGGCCACGUGUCCUUCGUGCUCUCUCCCGCUACUGCUGCAGGAGCACUCUGUUCCUGGACUCUAUCCGCUCCAUUUCCUGCGCAAGUUAGCGUCCGACACUAAGAUCCAGACGCUGGCUGAAAAUCGCUGCCUCACUAUUACGACGACCGUCGGAGGAGUGCCUCGGGAUCAGGAUCCGGGGAAGGUUUUCGUCAACGGCGCCGAGAUCGUUCAGCCGGACGUCUUCCACAACGGCUUUAUGGUGAUUCACGGCGUCGAAGGCUUCCUCACUCACCUCUCGGCGAAAUCGUGCAACAUGGAGGAGAUGACUACCAUGUCCUUCCCUCCUCAAUCGCUGGUGUCCGCAUCCGGAACCGGAACAAUGAUGAUCUCUAUCAUGCGCCUUAUGCAAAACGACGCCAUUCUCCGCCUGGAGAGCAUCGGAUACAGAAUCGUUGCUCUGGCGAUGAAAGUCAAGUACGCAGAGAUUUCGAGGCUGAAGACCAUGACGGUGUUCGCUCUGGACGACGCCAAUCUCCUCACCGGCAACGGAUUGCUCUAUCUAUCCAAUUUCCAUUUCCACGUUGUUCCUAAUCGGAGAAUCCUUGCCUCUGAGCUGGUCACUCUGCCGACCGGGACCGUUUUGCCCACCAUGGACGGCGAGCAUAAGCUGGUGGUGACAAAUCCAGGUGGCGGAGGGGCACUGGUGCCGUUGAGGAUAAACUACGUGAGGGUGACCACGCUUGAUCUGCUCCACAACAGCCGGAUCGUCGUCCAUCAAAUAUCUGCGCCGUUCCCGCAUAUGAUUGAUCAGACUCAGUUUAGCGUUUCCCAGAUUGCGCAGCCACUGUGCGAUGUCAAUUCCACCGAUGCCGGAAUAUGUAACCUCGGCGAUCAUGCCGCUCCGGUUGGUGCUCCGAUUCCGAUGGAUCCAGAACGCCGUUAUGGCCUCUGAACUUCUUCACACAUGGUUACAGUCCUUAAUUGUCCUCCAUGGAUGAAUUGAAAUUUAAUCCCGAGUUUCAACUACAAGAAAUUUAAUCUGCAAUG
Cuscuta campestris is the source of this 1621-nucleotide messenger RNA. Lineage: Eukaryota; Viridiplantae; Streptophyta; Magnoliopsida; Solanales; Convolvulaceae. The record is from the annotation of a GenBank genome assembly.